Molecule: messenger RNA, 2103 nt
Organism: Gasterosteus aculeatus aculeatus (three-spined stickleback)
Lineage: Eukaryota; Metazoa; Chordata; Actinopteri; Perciformes; Gasterosteidae
Gene: ncaph2
Product: non-SMC condensin II complex, subunit H2
Biological process (GO): mitotic sister chromatid separation; meiotic chromosome condensation
Cellular component (GO): nucleus; condensin complex
Molecular function (GO): chromatin binding
Source: RefSeq, a predicted model, not a curated record
GAUGGACCUCAGCCUCAGAUCAACGUUAUGAACCUGAAAUAACACUUUCUGCCUCCUUCCAGGGACCGCCUGGUUCAGCCUACCAGGUCGUUGGAGGACCCGGCCCACAUGGACCAGAAGGCCGGAUGCUCCCGAGGACGCAGCCCACCAAAUGAGACUCAGCUUCCGCUCCUCUGACGUCAGGCUGUACUCUCUCCGGAUCCACAGGCGGCGGUAGGCAGCCUUCUAUCCGCCACGAGACGGAGAAGAAGAAUCGAACCAGCGAAGAAGAAGCUCGCGCGGGUAGUUUGACUGUUAUGCUAACUGCUACAUGAGCUAGCAGCGGUUGUGUCUGCGGAUCGUUGUCACCACCUCGGUACCCUGCUGAUCCCACGCGGGUCUCGUGGGGCAGUCAUGGACUUCUCCAAGAGCCGAUUCCCUCACCUGAUGCAGCCGAUCAGAGAGCUCACUAAGAACUGGGAGGUGGACGUGGCGUCAGAGCUCAACGACUAUCUAGAGGAGCUGGACAACAUGAGCAUCACGCUGGACGGAGGGGAAACCCGACUGAACUUCGCAGAGGCGGCGCUGCUGAUCCAGGGCUCGGCCCACAUCUACAGCAAGAAGGUGGAGCACCUGCACAGUCUGGUGUACCAAACCCUGGAGUUCCUCAACGACAGGAACAACAGGAAGAACAAACCGACGUCCUCCCAGGAAAAGGACGGAGCGGCGAGCGGCUCAGACGACGAGUUCAACCUGAUCGACAUCGUCGUCUCAAGAAGACCGAUGAGGUCCGAAUCCACCAUGAGCGUGAGCGUUGCUCCUCUUCUUCCCGAGUGUCUGAUUCUUCCUGAACUGUCAGAGAGGCUGAAGCUCCCACUCAUCAGUGUUGCGGGGGACAUCCUGUGCGGCCAGAAGAACUUCAUGAUGAACCGCUUUGUCCCAGGAGAGCAGGGCCUGAUCCUCCUCCCUUUGGGAUCAGGGGCCUCCAGGGUCCAGGGUGGAGAUCAGAACCCUGUAGACUUGCAGCAGAUAGCUGAGGUAGAAGAUGAGGGGAGUGACGCCCCGGUGGGAGAUGAGGGAGGUCACUUCUUCGACAACAUUGAUCUGGACCAGGAGCCUGAGGAGCAUGUGGAGCGACACCAGGUUGAGAGUGAAGGACGGCCCCUCAGACGAGUGGAGGACAGACCCCCGAGAGCGGAGGAGCCCCCUCUGUACCCGUGGCUCUUACACGACGCCUACGCCGUGCUGGGGGGGGACGCACCCCUGAAAGCAGCCAAGUGCUACUCCAUCCCUGACGGUCUGGACCACGAAGGGAAGAGGAAACGGAGACCAGCUUCUCCGCUGCAGGACUUCUGGAGCUGGUCUGAGAGAGCAUUUGAGCCUCUGACGCAGAAGUUAAAGAAUGGGCCGUCAUGUCCAGCCCUGAACUACAUUUAUGUGACCACGAUGGCAGACAGGCUGAGGGCCCAGAGGAUGAUCAACAAGAGAGCGGGGGUGGUGGUCUCUGACGAUGACCUGAUGAGAACCUUCCUGGAGCUGGAGCGGGAGGAGGAGGAGCCGGAGCAGCAGGGGGAGGAGCCCGUGGACGGUGGAUACGACGAGCAUGACGAACAGGAAGCGUUUCCAGACGACACACCUGUUGAACCAGACUUGAUCUCAGCAGGCGCUCAGGGAGACGUGCUGAGUUACGAAGACCUGGUGUUGCUGCGUAUGGAGCAGCUGAUGGAGAACAGUAAAGGGUGGUCUCAGGACACGGCCCUGUCCCGCAGGGUCCAGGACUGGGAGGACAAGAUGCGCCCCCUACUGGUUGAGCAGGAGCAGCGCCCUGUGUUCGACAUCCAUGACUACGGAGAUCGAAUCGUCUCGGCGCUGCGGGACGUCGGUCAGAGGCGAUCUUUCUCCUCCAUCGUCUCCGGACUACAAAGCCAUGAGGCCAGCAAGUACCUGGUGGCUUCACUGCAGCUGGCCAACGACGGCACGGUGGAGGUGGACAGCAUCGUGGCUCUGGAGGACAGUUUGGACUCGAUGAGACUGACGCUGCUCAGCGCCGAGAAGGCGAGAGACCGGCUCAAGGACAUGAAGACCUUCCCCUGAAAACACCUCAAUAAACCGCUUUGUAUUUAA